Molecule: messenger RNA, 507 nt
Organism: Staurois parvus
Lineage: Eukaryota; Metazoa; Chordata; Amphibia; Anura; Ranidae
Source: the annotation of a GenBank genome assembly
GCAAUCCCUGUUACUGCAAGGUGUGGCAGAGCACCGCGCAUGCGUGACCGCAUCAGUUACUUUAAAUGGCACCGAAAACGCAUGUCCAGAAGGCAGCCGUGUUACACAGAACACGCACAGUGUGCAGCUCUUAUAUAUGAGCUCCCCUCCAGUCUUGCACAGGUAUACCGGCUCCUCCCCUUCAGUCUUGCACAGGUAUACCGGCUCCUCCCCUUCAGUCUUUCACAGGUGUACUGGCUCCUCCCCUUCAGUCUUGCACAGGUGUGCUGGCUCCUCCCCUUCAGUCUUGCACAGGUGUGCCGGCUCCUCCCCUUCAGUCUUGCACAGGUGUACCUGCUCCUCCCCUUCAGUCUUGCACAGGUGUACCGGCUCCUCCCCUUCAGUCUUGCACAGGUGUGCCGGCUCCUCCCCUUCAGUCUUGCACAGGUGUGCCGGCUCCUCCCCUUCAGUCUUGCACAGGUGUACCUGCUCCUCCCCUUCAGUCCUGCACAGGUGUACCGGCUCCUC